Boeremia exigua is the source of this 1877-nucleotide messenger RNA. Its product is annotated as major facilitator superfamily domain-containing protein. Lineage: Eukaryota; Fungi; Ascomycota; Dothideomycetes; Pleosporales; Didymellaceae. Gene Ontology annotation, biological process: transmembrane transport. Gene Ontology annotation, cellular component: membrane. The record is from RefSeq and is a predicted model, not a curated record. The transcript is spliced from 4 exons. Bases 255 to 1826 code for a protein of 523 amino acids. Gene Ontology annotation, molecular function: transmembrane transporter activity.
UUUGCUCGAACCGCCGUUCAGAGUGGCAAUGAUCGUCUACCGGUUGUUGUUACCCUCAAGUCGGUUGCACUGCAGGCUAUCGGCUACCAACCUCGAUAGUGCGACAGCAGCAUGAUGGAUUCAGCCAAGUCUUGGGCAGCUAUUGCUGGAGAUCGUCACAAUCACUUAAAGGGCCGUGAAACUCGUCCCGUUCUUCGCUGCGUACUUCGGUCUCCUGAUUUCGUGGAAACCGUCACAUCAGAUACACCGGCACAAUGGUACUCGAUGCGAAAGACUCGAUCGAUGAGCGACAGUCUGUCGUAUACGACGAGAAGGCUCCCUCCUACGAGCAUCUUCGCGUCUUCAUGAAAGCAGGCCUCGAUCAAGAAGAUGCUCAGUUUAUGCAUGCCAUCCCGAAAAGCGAACAGGACAAAAUCUUUCACAAGGUCGACUGGCGGCUUUGUCCGAUGUUGGCAGUCUUGUAUCUGAUCUCACACUUGGAUAGGGCUAACAUCGGCAAUGCUAAGAUCGAAGGCCUCGAAGCUUCCCUCAACAUGACCGGAACCGACUACAACGUUGCUCUCAUGAUGUUUUUCAUCCCCUACGUACUUUUCGAAGUACCAUCGAAUAUCCUCCUUGCGAAGUUCAAUCGGCCGUCUUGGUACAUGGGUAUCUUGGUGCUCUGCUGGGGAAGUAUCAUGACUCUGAUGGGAGUUGUGCAGAAUUUUGGUGGUCUUUGUGCAGCCAGAUUCUUCUUGGGGCUUUUCGAGGCUGGAUUCUUCCCGGGCGCUAUCUUUCUUGUCGGACAGUGGUAUCCACCAGAUCGCACACAGUUCCGCAUGGCGCUGUUCUAUUGCGCCAGUGCAGCGUCAGGUGCCUUCUCGGGUCUUUUGGCUGCGGUCAUCGCCAAAAUGAAUGGGGUUGGUAACUAUGAAGGAUGGCGCUGGAUAUUCAUCAUUGAAGGCCUCGCCACAGUGUUGAUGGGUGUUGCGGUCUUCUGGUUGCUCCCUGACUCGCCCGACCACGCAGUGGGACGUUGGCUCUCGGAAGAAGAAGCUCGAUUCUUACGCUUGAACAAUAUAGUAACUCGAGGUAUCAAGAAGAAGCGGGGCGUCAACGCUGAUGGAAAGAAAGAAGGCAUCAAAUGGGGUAUCUUUGGUCAAGUCGCCAAGGACUGGCAGAUCUACCUCCAAGCCAUGAUUUUCGCCUCUAACGCAGUGCCCAACUACGGCCUGAAAUUCACGAUGCCGCAGAUACUCAAGAAUAUGGGGUUUACAUCGACGAAAGCGCAACUAAUGACCGCUCCACCGUACGCCUGUGGCGCCAUAUCCGCUCUCUUAUCGUCUCUGCUUGCAGACAAAUUCACCUGGCGAAUGCCCUUCAUUGCAUCAGGCCAGAUACUCCUGAUCAUCGCCUUUGCAAUACUCUUCGCCACAGCCGAAAACAUUAAAAGCAACGUUGCGCUUUGCUACUUCGCUGUGCAUGUUGCCUGCAUUGGUGUCUAUCCGAUUCUUCCUGGGUGCAACGCGUGGACCAUCAAUAAUCUUGCCGGGCCAGAGAAGCGGGCAAUCGGCAUUGCGACGAUGAUCUGUAUCGGCAAUCUAGGUGGCAUUGUGGGUAGCUUCAUAUAUCAGGAGAAGGAGAGCCCGAAGUAUCCGACUGGAUUCGGCACGUCGCUGUCUUUCGCGGCGGCAGGUCUAGUGUGCGCACUCACGCUCGAGUGGAUCUUCUGGCGGAUCAACAAAAAGAAUGGUGGAAAAACUGAGGACGAGUGGAGAGCGAUUUACUCUGAAGAACAGCUGGAGAAGAUGGGAGAUCGAAGUCCCCUUUUCAAGUAUCACUUAUAAUUAGUCUCUAUUCCACCGAGAGACGGAACCACGAGAUGAUCAAGUGUGCGU